AUGUUAUCCCAGAUCACUAUCCCAGAUCACUAUCCCUACAAGGGGGAGGUUAUCCCAGAUCACUAUCCCUACAACGGGGAUGUUAUCCCAGAUCACUAUCCCUACAAGGGGGAUGUUAUCCCAGAUCACUAUCCCUACAAGGGGGAGGUUAUCCCAGAUCACUAUCCCUACAAGGGGGAUGUUAUCCCAGAUCACUAUCCCUACAAGGGGGAUGUUAUCCCAGAUCACUAUCCCUACAAGGGGGAUUGUUAUCCUAGAUCACUAUCCCUACAAGGGGGAGGUUAUCCCAGAUCAUUAUCCCUACAAGGGGGAUGUUAUCCUAGAUCACUAUCCCUACAAGGGGGAUGUUAUCCCAGAUCACUAUCCCUACAAGGGGGAGGUUAUCCCAGAUCACUAUCCCUACAAGGGGGAGGUUAUCCCAGAUCACUAUCCCUACAAGGGGGAGGUUAUCCCAGAUCACUAUCCCUACAAGGGGGAGGUUAUCCCAGAUCACUAUCCCUACAAGGGGGAGGUUAUCCCAGAUCACUAUCCCUACAAGGGGGAGGUUAUCCCAGAUCACUAUCCCUACAAGGGGGAUUGUUAUCCUAGAUCACUAUCCCUACAAGGGGGAGGUUAUCCCAGAUCACUAUCCCUACAAGGGGGAUGUUAUCCUAGAUCACUAUCCCUACAAGGGGGAUGUUAUCCCAGAUCACUAUCCCUACAAGGGGGAGGUUAUCCCAGAUCACUAUCCCUACAAGGGGGAGGUUAUCCCAGAUCACUAUCCCUACAAGGGGGAUGUUAUCCCAGAUCACUAUCCCAGAUCACUAUCCCUACAAGGGGGAUGUUAUCCCAGAUCACUAUCCCAGAUCACUAUCCCUACAAGGGGGAGGUUAUCCCAGAUCACUAUCCCUACAAGGGGGAUGUUAUCCCAGAUCACUAUCCCUACAAGGGGGAUGUUAUCCCAGAUCACUAUCCCUACAAGGGGGAGGUUAUCCCAGAUCACUAUCCCUACAAGGGGGAUGUUAUCCCAGAUCACUAUCCCUACAAGGGGGAUGUUAUCCCAGAUCACUAUCCCUACAAGGGGGAUUGUUAUCCUAGAUCACUAUCCCUACAAGGGGGAGGUUAUCCCAGAUCAUUAUCCCUACAAGGGGGAUGUUAUCCUAGAUCACUAUCCCUACAAGGGGGAUGUUAUCCCAGAUCACUAUCCCUACAAGGGGGAGGUUAUCCCAGAUCACUAUCCCUACAAGGGGGAGGUUAUCCCAGAUCACUAUCCCUACAAGGGGGAGGUUAUCCCAGAUCACUAUCCCUACAAGGGGGAGGUUAUCCCAGAUCACUAUCCCUACAAGCGGGAGGUUAUCCCAGAUCACUAUCCCUACAAGGGGGAGGUUAUCCAGAUCACUAUCCCUACAAGGGGGAUGGUUAUCCUAGAUCACUAUCCCUACAAGGGGGAGGUUAUCCCAGAUCACUAUCCCUACAAGGGGGAUGUUAUCCUAGAUCACUAUCCCUACAAGGGGGAUGUUAUCCCAGAUCACUAUCCCUACAAGGGGGAGGUUAUCCCAGAUCACUAUCCCUACAAGGGGGAGGUUAUCCCAGAUCACUAUCCCUACAAGGGGGAGGUUAUCCCAGAUCACUAUCCCUACAAGGGGGAGGUUAUCCCAGAUCACUAUCCCUACAAGGGGGAGGUUAUCCCAGAUCACUAUCCCUACAAGGGGGAGGUUAUCCCAGAUCACUAUCCCAGAUCACUAUCCCUACAAGGGGGAGGUUAUCCCAGAUCACUAUCCCUACAAGGGGGAGGUUAUCCCAGAUCACUAUCCCUACAAGGGGGAGGUUAUCCCAGAUCACUAUCCCUACAAGGGGGAGGUUAUCCUAGAUCACUAUCCCAGAUCACUAUCCCUACAAGGGGGAGGUUAUCCCAGAUCACUAUCCCUACAAGGGGGAUGUUAUCCCAGAUCACUAUCCCUACAAGGGGGAUGUUAUCCCAGAUCACUAUCCCUACAAGGGGGAUUGUUAUCCUAGAUCACUAUCCCUACAAGGGGGAGGUUAUCCCAGAUCACUAUCCCUACAAGGGGGAUGUUAUCCUAGAUCACUAUCCCUACAAGGGGGAUGUUAUCCCAGAUCACUAUCCCUACAAGGGGGAGGUUAUCCCAGAUCACUAUCCCUACAAGGGGGAGGUUAUCCCAGAUCACUAUCCCUACAAGGGGGAGGUUAUCCCAGAUCACUAUCCCUACAAGGGGGAGGUUAUCCCAGAUCACUAUCCCUACAAGGGGGAGGUUAUCCCAGAUCACUAUCCCUACAAGGGGGAGGUUAUCCCAGAUCACUAUCCCAGAUCACUAUCCCUACAAGGGGGAGGUUAUCCCAGAUCACUAUCCCUACAAGGGGGAGGUUAUCCCAGAUCACUAUCCCUACAAGGGGGAGGUUAUCCCAGAUCACUAUCCCUACAAGGGGGAGGUUAUCCCAGAUCACUAUCCCAGAUCACUAUCCCUACAAGGGGGAGGUUAUCCCAGAUCACUAUCCCUACAAGGGGGAUGUUAUCCCAGAUCACUAUCCCUACAAGGGGGAUGUUAUCCCAGAUCACUAUCCCAGAUCACUAUCCCUACAAGGGGGAGGUUAUCCUAGAUCACUAUCCCUACAAGGGGGAGGUUAUCCCAGAUCACUAUCCCUACAAGGGGGAUGUUAUCCCAGAUCACUAUCCCAGAUCACUAUCCCUACAAGGGGGAUGUUAUCCUAGAUCACUAUCCCUACAAGGGGGAGGUUAUCCUAGAUCACUAUCCCUACAAGGGGGAUGUUAUCCCAGAUCACUAUCCCUACAAGGGGGAUGUUAUCCCAGAUCACUAUCCCUACAAGGGGGAUGUUAUCCCAGAUCACUAUCCCUACAAGGGGGAUGUUAUCCCAGAUCACUAUCCCUACAAGGGGGAUGUUAUCCCAGAUCACUAUCCCUACAAGGGGGAGGUUAUCCCAGAUCACUAUCCCUACAAGGGGGAUGUUAUCCCAGAUCACUAUCCCUACAAGGGGGAUGUUAUCCCAGAUCACUAUCCCUACAAGGGGGAGGUUAUCCUAGAUCACUAUCCCUACAAGGGGGAUGUUAUCCCAGAUCACUAUCCCUACAAGGGGGAUGUUAUCCUAGAUCACUAUCCCUACAAGGGGGAGGUUAUCCUAGAUCACUAUCCCUACAAGGGGGAGCUUAUCCUAGAUCACUAUCCCUACAAGGGGGAUGUUAUCCCAGAUCACUAUCCCUACAAGGGGGAUGUUAUCCCAGAUCACUAUCCCAGAUCACUAUCCCUACAAGGGGGAGGUUAUCCUAGAUCACUAUCCCUACAAGGGGGAGGUUAUCCUAGAUCACUAUCCCUACAAGGGGGAGGUUAUCCUAGAUCACUAUCCCUACAAGGGGGAUGUUAUCCUAGAUCACUAUCCCUACAAGGGGGAUGUUAUCCUAGAUCACUAUCCCUACAAGGGGGAUGUUAUCCUAGAUCACUAUCCCUACAAGGGGGAUGUUAUCCCAGAUCACUAUCCCUACAAGGGGGAUGUUAUCCCAGAUCACUAUCCCUACAAGGGGGAUGUUAUCCUAGAUCACUAUCCCUACAAGGGGGAUGUUAUCCUAGAUCACUAUCCCUACAAGGGGGAUGUUAUCCUAGAUCACUAUCCCUACAAGGGGGAUGUUAUCCUAGAUCACUAUCCCUACAAGGGGGAUGUUAUCCUAGAUCACUAUCCCUACAAGGGGGAUGUUAUCCUAGAUCACUAUCCCUACAAGGGGGAUGUUAUCCCAGAUCACUAUCCCUACAAGGGGGAUGUUAUCCCAGAUCACUAUCCCAGAUCACUAUCCCUACAAGGGGGAGGUUAUCCUAGAUCACUAUCCCUACAAGGGGGAGGUUAUCCUAGAUCACUAUCCCUACAAGGGGGAGGUUAUCCUAGAUCACUAUCCCUACAAGGGGGAUGUUAUCCUAGAUCACUAUCCCUACAAGGGGGAUGUUAUCCUAGAUCACUAUCCCUACAAGGGGGAUGUUAUCCUAGAUCUCUAUCCCUACAAGGGGGAUGUUAUCCUAGAUCACUAUCCCUACAAGGGGGAU
Molecule: messenger RNA, 4043 nt
Organism: Coregonus sp. 'balchen'
Lineage: Eukaryota; Metazoa; Chordata; Actinopteri; Salmoniformes; Salmonidae
Source: the annotation of a GenBank genome assembly